UCUUCGUUCAUCUCGUAAUUAAAGCCCGCCCCAUUCAUCCUUCGAUAAGAUCGAACAAGGGAGAAAGCUAGGGUUUUUGUUGAAACCCUAGGUCCGUUCUGUUGCUCCCCGCCAUCGAUCGAUGAGAGGACCAGAAGGAGAAGAGGUUCUUGGGCCUCCGCCGAUGAACCAAUCGAGCGAGGAGAACCCGCCGCCCCCGCCGGAGGCCGGGGAGGCUGGCAUUCUCUCAUGCGAGCUGAUGGAGGACCGGGAAGCGGCGAAGGGAUCGCAGCUACCCGUAUCCCCUGCGCUCUCCCCCUCGUUCGUCGCGGGAGAAGAGAACCCCCCCGCCUUUGAGCUUGAUGCCGCCGUGACCUCCGGCGUAGCCGGAGGUGAUGAUUCCUUGGAGGAAGAGGCCUUUCAGAUGACUGUCGAUGUGGUGGUGGAGCGCCGGGAGGAACCAGUGCUCCCGGGUUCCGCUGCGGUGUCCUUGUCCUCCUCUGACGGAGAAGACAAGAAAGCUCCGAUCUUGGAGACUGAUGCGGCCAUCACCGGUGGCGAUGCCGGACGUGAUGAUGUCAUAGAAGAAGAGGCUUCUCGGAUGGCUGUAGAUGUGGUGGAACCUCAGGUGGAGCUCCCAUGCCCUAGUUCCCUUGUGGAAUCCCCAUCUUCCCAUGCGGAGGACGGGAAAGGUCCUGUUUUUUGGCUUGAUGCGGCCACCACGUCCGGCUUCGCCGGCGGUGAUGAUUCCCUAGAAGAGGGGGCCGCCCGGAUGGCCAUGGACGCGAUGGAGCCCCAGGGUGAGCCCCAUCGCCCGAGCUCCCCCAUGGGAUCCCCCUCAUCCUCCGGAGGAGGAGAAAAGAAGAAAGAUCUUGCCUUUGAGACUGAUGAGGCUGCCAUCUCCCCUGUUGGUGGCGGUGACGUUGCUGUGGAAGAGGAGGAUGAGCGGAUUGAGACUGAUAAGGCUGCCAUCUCCCCUGAUGGUGGCGGUGACGUUGCUGUGCAAGAAGAGGAUGAGCGGAUUGAGACUGAUGAGGCUGCCAUCUCCCCUGUUGGUGGCGGUGACGUUGCUGUGGAAGAAGAGGAUGAGCGGAUUGAGACUGAUGAGGCUGCCAUCUCCCCUGUUGGUGGCGGUGACGUUGCUGUGGAAGAAGAGGAUGAGCGGAUAGCUGCAGAGUCCCUGGUGGUGUGUGUGAGGAGAGGUGGAGGGAGAUGGAAGAGAGGCCGACCACAGAAGGCACACGUUGGGAGGGCUCCAGCCAGGAGGAAAGAAGAGGAGGAAGUGUGUUUCAUAUGCUUUGAUGGGGGUGAUCUCGUAGUCUGUGAUCGUAGGGGCUGUCCAAAGGUGUAUCACCCUUCAUGUGUUAAUCGGGAUGAGGCCUUCUUCCGGGCGAAGGGGCGAUGGAACUGCGGAUGGCAUAUUUGUAACAUCUGUGAGAAAUCCUCACAUUAUAUGUGCUAUACAUGUACGUAUUCUUUAUGUAAAGGAUGCAUCAGAGAAGGUAGAUUUAUAUGUGUCAGAGGAACUAAGGGCUUCUGUGAAACAUGCAUGAACACCGUGAUGCUUAUAGAAACAAAUGGGCAUGGAAAUGAGAAAACGGAUAGAGUAGAUUUUGAUGAUAGAAGCAGCUGGGAAUUCUUGUUCAAGGACUACUGGUUAGAUCUGAAAGGAAAGUUGUCCUUGACAUUAGAAGAACUGAAGGGAGCUAGAAGUCCACAGAAGGAUUCUAAUUUAAUCUCUCUCAAGGAGGAAUCCUCUGAUGAUCUCUGUGAUGCUAAAAAUGAGCAACAAGCUAGUUCUGACAGCUCUUCGGGGCACCCUGAAGAAAGAAUUUCUCCUGGGAAGAAGAUUGAAGAAAACAUCUUUGCAAAGAAAAAGGGGAAAAAACGAUCUCGGAAAACCACUAACAAGGAAACCUUAAUGAAAGAACCUGAAAAUACAGGGACGUCUACCUCCAAGGACAUUAGUUGGGCUUCAGAGGAGCUGUUAGAAUUUGUGGCGCACAUGAAGGAUGGUGAUAUAUCUGAGCUAUCCCAAUUUGAUGUUCAGGCACUUUUACUUGAAUAUAUAAAAAGGAACAAUCUUCGUGAUCGCCGCAGAAAAAGCCAAAUUAUCUGUGAUUCAAGGCUUGAAAAUCUGUUUGGGAAGUCACGUGUGGGACAUUUUGAAAUGCUUAAACUUCUUGAAUCACACUUUCUGAUGAAAGAGGCUUCACCACUUGAUACAGAUGACAAUCAAGGAGGGGUUGUAGAUCCUGAUCCAAUGGAUGUUGAAGGAAUUAGUGAUGCCUCAAUUAUGACGACUUCAGAUAAUAGACGGAAAUCACGUAGAAAGGUUGAAGAAAAAGAACCACAGACCAAUAUUGAUGAUUAUGCUGCAAUUGAUGUUCACAACAUCAGUUUAAUAUACUUGCGUCGUAACCUGAUGGAGGAUUUGCUUGAUGAUAUUGAUGCAUUCAAUGAGAAGGUUGUUGGAUCAUUUGUCAGAAUACGGAUUUGUGGUGUUGGUCAAAGACAAGAUGUAUAUCGCCUGGUGCAAGUUAAAGGGACAUGCAAAGCAGCAGAGAAAUAUAAAAGUGGAAAGAAGACAACAGAUGUAAUGCUGGAGAUACUAAAUUUAGACAAGACGGAGGUAAUAACCAUUGAUAUCAUUUCAAAUCAGGAGUUCACUGAGGAGGAAUGUAAACGCCUCAGGCAAAGCAUAAAAUGUGGAUUUAUUGGUCGACUGACUGUGGGAGAAGUUCAGGAGAAAGCUCGGGUUUUACAGGCUGUCAGAGUCAAUGAUUGGUUGGAAAGCGAGAAGUUACGACUUGCUCAUCUUCGUGAUCGUGCCAGCGAAAAGGGUCGCAGGAAAGAGCUUAGAGAAUGCGUGGAAAAGUUGGGGCUUCUGAAUAUGCCUGAAGAGCGCAACCGUAGGCUAAAUGGAGUUCCUGAAAUACAUGCUGACCCAAAUAUGAGUCCAGAUUAUGAAACAGCUGAGGAAGAGGAAGAGCCAGAUAGUAAAAGACAAGAACAUGCAGAUCACUAUAGUAGAUCAAGGGCCUCUGCCCUCCUUAGGAAAGGAAGGGAAGUAACAUCUCCUGGGAGAGGAAUUUCCAUUUCAGGUGAUAACUGGAAUGGUUCACGGAAAAAUUCAAACAUCAUGGAGUCAAAUAGGAGUAUACUGAGAGAAGGUGCUUCUUCUAAAUCUGCUAGUAUGGUUGGUAUAACAAAUGAGUUAUCUUGGAAACAAGGAAAUGAUGUGCACGAGACAAGAAGUUGGGAACCUCCAAAAAUGCCAACAAAUGCAACUGGUUUGGAGACUGGUGCUUGGAAUAAUAACCAGCACGGUUUAAGACCCGCACAGUCAUCUGGUGUUCAACCAGAAACUCCAACAGCAUCUCUAUCAACUGGUGUUGUGGUACCAUCUAAUGCAAAUGAGUCCGAGAAGAUCUGGCGCUAUCAAGAUCCGUCUGGAAAAACCCAAGGGCCCUUUUCGAUGAUGCAGUUGCGAAAGUGGAGUACAACUGGAUACUUCCCGACUAACUUGAGGAUUUGGAGAACUUUUGAGAAGCAAGAAGACUCUAUAUUGUUGACUGAUGCACUGAUUGGGAAGUUCCGAAAUGACUUACCACAGCAUGAACCUGCACAUAAUAAUUUAACAGACAACAAGCAGAACAUAGCAAAUUGGAAAGCCAGUCAGAAUGAUGCUAAUUUAUCUACCCCUGGUAUAAAUGAGUCGGCGAAAGCUGAUAGGUUGGUUACUCGGCCAUCAGCUUGGUCUGCACCAAAGACAGAAGUUGUCAAUCCUAAUGAGGGAGGUCUUGGAACCUCUUUGAGAGACCAGGGAUCAUCAAAGGGUAUCAAUGCUUGGCCAGGGCAAAUGCAAGGUUGGAAUGGUGAAAGAACAGCAGCAUCGUUCACUGGGAGCCCUUAUCAACCAUUAUCCCAUCCAAGUAGGGGCAGUCGAGGAGGAAAUUCUGGUAGAUGGAAUAGGAGUCAGGACCAUGGAAGUAAUUGGGGUUCAAACACACCCAUGGGGUCACAGCCUACUGGUCAGGUUUAUGACAAGCCACAUCCUCACUGGAGCUCUUCAAGCCAACAGUCUUCUGAAGAUAUGUCUAAGGUCCAAACAAGUGAAUUUCCAAAUCAGUGGAAAAAUGAUUCAUAUAAUCUUCCUACUGCACCACAGUCGGGCAGCAGAGACUCGACAGGUGAUCAAGGUGCUUUAAACAAAUCUUUUCCUUCAAGUGCUUCUGUUCAACCCAUGAUCUAUGGCUGGGGUACCACUCCAAGUAGCAGCGAAGCACACCGGUCUUUCUAUGCAAGUGGGAUGUCCAAUAAAAUUACUAUGUUAGAUUCUGUUGGGGAAUGGGGUUCAAGUGCUGUAACUCCUAUGCUUAAGCAAAGUGUCACUGCAGAUGGUGGUAAUCCUUAUCCUGCUGCAAUGUCCUCAAUGCCAAAUGCAGCUGAAGUGGUAGAAACCAUGGGGUCUUCCCAGCUUCCAGAUAAGGUAGAUGAUAGGGGAAAUUUUCAGAUAUCCAGUCAGCAGAAAAUUCCUCCUGUGCAUGAGUCAUCGAUGACUUUGGAAAACCAAUCAUCUCUUGAAUUGCCUUGUAGGGAUGAAGUUAUUUCCCCAACUACUGACACUCAGCUUGCUGGUGGCUUGGACAAGAACCAGUGCCCACAGAGUGAUGACGCACGUCCAGCUCCAAGAAGUGAGCAGGUAUCAGGUGACAUCUUGUCUUCUGGAUGUGGUGAGACAGUCCCUUCCCAAUUGAAUGACAGGCAGGACAAUCGUGUAGUCUGGCAAGGUCAACCUGAUCUUGGCAAAAAGUGGGCUGAAGCACAUGACAGAUUGGCUGAUAAAAGAAAGUCAUUGGUAGAUGGCAGGGGGUCGGAUCCUGGCUCUGUUGUUGAUGCACAUGAUACUAAUCUGAUCACUGAAUCCUAUGCAUUGGAGCCCAAAUCAGCUCAGCAAUCAGAAAUUUCUUCAGGCCCUAAUUUAGGGUCUGAAUCUCUAGGCUGGACAUCUCAUUCAGCUCCAAAACAAAAGCCUGACAGUUCAUGUCCCAUUCCUGCAUUUGCUGAGAAUAGAUCAGAACAAAAUCAAUCCCAAAGGCCAGAGUCAAGCCUCGCAGGUCCUGAGUGCAUCAAUUCUCAUAAUUCGGGAAUACCAUCAGAUGGGAAGAGCACUGAGCAUUUGAUGCCUGCUCCGGCAAUUAAAAUGAUUUCCUCUGAAUGGAGUGGUAGUGGUGUCAAUUCUAACGUUGGUAACAAUCAAAAUGUUCAAUUUGUCUCAUUGGAUGGUUCUAAGCCUUUGGCAUCUUCUCAGUGCGAGGCAUCUGCUGAACUUGCUCAACCAUCAAAUGCAGGCCUCAGUGCUGCAGCGCAUGGUCAGAGCAAUUUCUGGGGAGUGGCCCCACAAAAUCCAAACACGGGUACAGUAUCACAGGGAAAUGCAAAUAUGAAUUGGGCAACAACAAUACAAGGCAACAUGAACAUGGGCUGGGGUUUGGUUGCACAGAGCAAUAUUAACGUAUCUCAGGGAACACCAGCUCAAGGGUUUGCAAAUUUGAACAUGGGUUUGGGGACCCCACCUCAGGCAAAUAUGGUUGUGAAUGCAGGUUGGGUACCAGCAGCGCCGGGAAAUACAAUUGGAAAUCCAGCUUGGGGAACACCAUUUCAGGGAAACCCAAACCCUGGUACUGGCUGGGCGGCGCAUGUGCAGGGAAGUAUGUCAGUAAAUCCUGGUUGGGGCACGGUCCCACAGGGCAAUACAAACUCAAAUCCAAGAUUGGUAACACUGCCAUCAGGAAAUACAAACCAGAAUGCUAGCUGGGGAACGCCGACGCAGGGAAAUAUGGAUAUGAACUCAAAUUCUACUUGGGGAUCAGGACAAGGAAAUAUGAAUCCGACCUGGGAUCCAUCAGUUGGAGACCCGAACAGCUGGAACACUCCUCAAGCACAAGCUGGAGAUAGGCAUUCUGGUCAGAGUGGCAGCGACACAGGGAAUGCUGCUGGGAGGCCUAUGUGGAAUAGGAUUCAGUCUGGUGGUGGGGGAGGGUCAUCCCGACCUCCAAGAGGGCAAAGAGGAAUAUGCAGAUUCCAUGAGAAUGGGCACUGCAAGAAAGGAGCAUCCUGCAACUACAUUCAUUCAUGAUCGAGUAAGGUGGAGAAAAACAGUAUGGUUUCUUUUUUCUUUUUUGUACAUAGUCUCUCUUUUAGUUGGUUUGAAAGCUAUAUUGGCUUGGAAGCUGGUUUUGUCUUGCCAUUUGAAAGUUUGUGCAGUUAAAAUAGUAUUUUUGUAACCUUUUUAUUGGUAUACCCUACCCACAAACGGUAGAAAUAAGCCAUCCAGACAGAUCUGCAGUUGAUGUAACUGAGAUGGUAGCCUGUUCCUUCUUGGAGGCACAAUGUUGCGGCUGCCCAUAUGGUCCACAAGCUAAACACGGGGAUUUUGUCCUGACAGAGUAAGGUGAUCCAUGUCCUAAUAUUUUGUGUUUAUACAUGUGCUUGUGUACUGGCAAUCGUCUUCCAGCUGAGAAGUCAAAACAGAUUCGAGUUAAGCUCCGAAGCCAAUGGUUAGCUUGAUGAUUAAUAAGGGCCUUGAAACAGAAUCAAUUUCUCUGAAUCAUGAACUAGUAGCUCUUACAAGUGUGUUGUGCUAUUCUAUAAUUUCUCCCCUGGUAAUGCAAAAUUUUGGUCCUAUUUUACAUAAUUCUCUCAUGUUUUGAAGGGUUGCAAAAAGUUUAUUGCGUUUCCAGAAGUUCCAAGAAUUGUAAUUAAGCAUCAGCUGUCUAUAGAAAUUCUCAAAAGCUUCUGUAAUGACCAGUUUGAUUCA
This is a messenger RNA of Phoenix dactylifera (date palm), 6802 nucleotides long. RefSeq lists its product as uncharacterized. The record is from RefSeq and is a predicted model, not a curated record. NCBI's taxonomy places the organism in Eukaryota, Viridiplantae, Streptophyta, Magnoliopsida, Arecales, Arecaceae. Gene Ontology annotation, molecular function: DNA binding; metal ion binding; protein binding.